Molecule: messenger RNA, 961 nt
Organism: Prionailurus viverrinus (fishing cat)
Lineage: Eukaryota; Metazoa; Chordata; Mammalia; Carnivora; Felidae
Gene: SRP19
Product: signal recognition particle 19
Exons: 5
Coding region: 116-550 (144 amino acids)
Biological process (GO): SRP-dependent cotranslational protein targeting to membrane; SRP-dependent cotranslational protein targeting to membrane, signal sequence recognition
Cellular component (GO): signal recognition particle, endoplasmic reticulum targeting
Molecular function (GO): 7S RNA binding
Source: RefSeq, a predicted model, not a curated record
ACAAGUGGGCUGGACUUCCGCCGGAAAACGGAGUCGCCUGGGAAAUCUCAGAGCCGAAUACCGGCAGGCUUUCUGCCCGAGGCCGUGGGCGGGCGCUGUGUGGACCUGGGCGAAGAUGGCUUGCGCUGCUGCACGGUCCCCGGCCGACCAGGACAGAUUCAUUUGCAUCUAUCCCGCUUAUUUAAAUAACAAGAAGACCAUCGCGGAGGGGAGGCGAAUCCCCAUAAGCAAGGCUGUUGAAAAUCCUACAGCUACUGAGAUUCAAGAUGUGUGCUCAGCAGUUGGACUUAACGUAUUCCUUGAGAAAAAUAAAAUGUACUCUAGAGAAUGGAAUCGUGAUGUUCAGUACAGGGGUCGAGUCCGGGUCCAGCUCAAACAGGAAGAUGGCAGCCUCUGUCUCGUACAGUUUCCAUCACGUAAGUCAGUAAUGUUGUAUGCAGCGGAAAUGAUACCUAAACUAAAAACAAGGACACAAAAAACAGGAGGUGGUGACCAAAGUCUUCAGCAAGGAGAGGGAAGUAAAAAAGGGAAAGGAAAGAAGAAGAAGUGAUCGGGGAUGAGAAUCAAGUAUGUGGUACUACUGUGAGAGACGUGAACGAAGGCUUCUAAUUUAUAUCUAAGAGAAACAGAAGCUUUUUGUUUGCAUCAUUUAAUCAAACUAUGGACAUUUGUGCCUCCCAGCUUCAGCAUCAGAGCUGACAAUGAAAUAAAUUUACAUCAGAAGUUUGCAUCUAGCUCUUACACAGUAUAAAAGAAAAUUUCUUUGCCUUUCAAUGGAGAGUUUUUGUGGAAGAAAGAAGCAUAUUUUUAAGUGGACAAUGGAUUCUACCAUCAGUUACUUGAAAUUCUGUAUCUGUCCUGUGUGUAACAUGUUUCAGAUAAUGAGUUUAAUUAAAGAUUUGAAAUACACAUUUUCUUCAACUUUUAAGUUAGUGAAAUAAAAUUUGAAACUGACUUUUAA